AUGCGAGUCACGGCGAAACGCUUACGAAAACGGUAUUUUCAAACCGCCAAGAUCGAUCGGAAUGGCAAAAUGCUGAUUCACUUGCUGGUCGUCGUAACGCUCAUGGAAGCAAUUGGCGCCUUUCAGCCGGAGUUUGUGGAGAGCAUUUCCAACGUGUCCGUCGCCGUUGGACGGGAUGCAACCUUCACGUGUCACGUCCGCCAUUUGGGCGGCUAUCGGGUGGGCUGGCUGAAGGCCGACACCAAGGCCAUUCAGGCCAUUCACGAGAACGUGAUCACCCACAAUCCACGUGUCACGGUCAGCCAUUUGGAUCAGAACACCUGGAAUCUGCACAUUAAGGCGGUUUCCGAGGAGGAUCGUGGCGGUUAUAUGUGUCAGUUGAACACGGAUCCCAUGAAGAGUCAGAUAGGCUUUCUGGAUGUCGUGAUUCCGCCGGACUUUAUCAGCGAGGACACCUCAUCGGAUGUGAUUGUGCCGGAGGGUAGUCCGGUGCGACUGACUUGUCGAGCUCGCGGCUAUCCUGAACCGAUUGUCACCUGGCGGCGCGAGGAUGGCAACGAGAUAGUCCUCAAGGACAAUGUGGGCACCAAGACUUUGGCACCCUCUUUUCGCGGCGAAGUCCUGAAGCUGUCGAAGAUCUCCAGGAAUGAGAUGGGGUCCUACCUGUGCAUCGCCUCCAAUGGAGUGCCCCCAUCGGUUUCCAAGCGGAUCUCUCUCAGCAUACACUUUCACCCAGUCAUCCAAGUGCCGAAUCAAUUAGUCGGCGCACCACUUGGCACUGAUGUUCAAAUCGAGUGUCACGUCGAGGCCUCGCCCAAAUCAAUUAACUACUGGAUUAAGGACACGGGUGAAAUGAUUGUCACAUCGAACAAGUACCAUGUGCAGGAGAGCACGCAGUCCAUGUACGAGACAAAAAUGUCAAUGAUAGUGCGAAAGUUUCAGAAGGACGAUGUCGGAUCCUAUCGCUGCAUAGCCAAAAACUCACUGGGAGAAGUUGACAGCAGCAUCCGGUUAUAUGAAAUCCCCGGACCGAAUCGUAAUAAAAAUCCUUCGAACGGCAGCGGAAAAGGCGGCGGUGGUGCUGGAGGCCUGGACGCGGAUGCCAAUGACAUUUUAAAGCAGAAACAACAAGUCAAAGUCACCUACCAGCCGGACGACGAGGAGCUGCAGUACGGAUCCGCUGAGGAUUUCGACGGCGACGGUGGCUAUGGCGAUGGUGGUGGUAUGGGAGGAGGCGGUGGCCUGACACCGUUAUCGCCGCACGUUUACUACACCAGCGGCAAUAAACCGGCCACACAUAAGCCGGGCAGCUCCGGCGGCAAUCAGCAUCAGCAUCAACAUCAGCAGCACCAUCACCACCACCAUCACCAGCAGCACGGAGCGGCGGGCACUGGAGCAGGUGGUGCUGGGGGAGUGGGGGCCGGAGCAGGUGCAGCAGGCGGCGGCGGUGGUGGGGAGGCAACCCGUAAGCCGACCUAUUAUGGCGGCAAUACGGAAGGGCGCGUACCCAUCGACAACAACGAAAUGAGCUCCGGCGGCUCGCGAUUACGGGGCAAUACCCCACGUUGCCCCAUCCUGAUGGGGCUCCUGCUCCUGCUCACCCUGCCACUGUCACUGUCCCUGUCCUUGGACUCCUGGCCACGGAGUAGCCGGCAAUGUCGACAGCCGCUCUUAAUGGGUUUGUCGGCCGUGUCCGGCUUUCUGCUGACGCUCUCCCUCUGCCUUUUAUAAUACGCAGUCCAACGGACCCGGCGACACAUUCACCAACACAUCCGCCAGGAGGACAUUCUCUCCCGAGCGAACAGCACACAUGUUUUAGAGUGUAAUACGGACAUUCGGCCACACAUUCACGAAUACGACACAGGCGACACAUUCCCCUAAAAAACUCAAUAGCUAAUGGGGUUUCUUACCAAAAGAGAUACCAAAAGCAUGUCAUAUUCAGGUAUAAAUUUCGCCAAGCCAUUCUCCAACGGUGUUUCAGGCAGGACAUUCACCAACAAACUCAACAACACUUUAACCAAGACACCUACACAUUCAUCAACACAUUCACCAACACAUCUAAGGUAAGCAUUCACCAUACCCUUUCUCCAAGAGAUAGAAAAAGACACCUAAAAAAUGUUUAACACUGUGCGCUUCUAUAAAUGAAAAACACCAACUAUACACCAACCAAAUACCAACACACACCAACACUUCCAGUAAAACACUUGAAACCAAAAAAACGUUGGAAAAACAUUCAAACAUACACACAUGUUGUAGUAGAAAAUGUUAAAUUGUUUAAAACAAAAACAGAAAAUGGAAAGAAACGUAAGCAGACAGGGAUGGUCUUUGGAGGC
This is a messenger RNA of Drosophila kikkawai, 2333 nucleotides long. RefSeq names its product Dpr-interacting protein alpha (gene DIP-alpha). Lineage: Eukaryota; Metazoa; Arthropoda; Insecta; Diptera; Drosophilidae. The record is from RefSeq and is a predicted model, not a curated record. Gene Ontology annotation, cellular component: neuron projection.